This is a messenger RNA of Callorhinchus milii (elephant shark), 3746 nucleotides long. RefSeq names its product ankyrin repeat and SOCS box containing 2a, tandem duplicate 1 (gene asb2a.1). NCBI's taxonomy places the organism in Eukaryota, Metazoa, Chordata, Chondrichthyes, Chimaeriformes, Callorhinchidae. Gene Ontology annotation, molecular function: protein binding. The transcript has 10 exons. Gene Ontology annotation, biological process: intracellular signal transduction. The record is from RefSeq and is a predicted model, not a curated record. Bases 154 to 2070 code for a protein of 638 amino acids.
UACUGCAACGAGGUCACAUAAAGCCCAGUUGAAGUGGGGAAGAGCAAAAUACAGUACUGGAAAAUCAGGGACCCUGGGAAGGAGCAAGAAAAGACUGUGGACAACUGAGCUGUCCAUUAUAACAGUUACAAACGACUCCAAGACGGUGGGAGAAUGGCCACAGGAGCUACUUCCACCAGGGACUCGGGACCCACACUUGGUCAAGAGGAAUACAGUCUGUACAGCAGUCUGAGUGAGGAUGAGUUGAUUCAGAUGGCAGUGGAGCAAAGCUUAGCCCAAUGUUCUUCCUCGGGACAGCUACCUGGCACAAGAGGACACAACCCACCCAGGACCCAACGUCAGAUCCCAGUGAACUGUCCAGCGAUUCACCCCAAGGGCAGGACACCCCAGGCAAACAUCCCUCCUGCAAACACCCCGCACUCCAGACCUUACAGAAGAUACAACGGGAGUCUCUUUGUAACCCCUAAACCCAUUGAGGUUGAUCCCGUUGUCAUUGCAAUAAAGAAUGGGGAUGAAGCAACCUUAUCCCGUAUGAUCAAAUCUGGCAGAAAACUUUGUGAACCCAAUAAAGAUGGCUGGCUUCCUCUGCACGACGCUGUCUUUUACAAUCAAGUAAACUGUCUGAAGUUGCUGCUCCAAGCUUAUCCCAGAACUAUAGAUUGUCGGACUCUGGCAGAGGAAACGGCUUUAUUCAUAUCAAGCAGCAAAGGGCACAUCGAUUGCAUGCGCAUUUUGCUGGAAGCGGGAGCCGAAUGUGAUAUCUCGAGCAAGACACGGGAAACUCCACUCUACAAAGCCUGUGAACAUGAAAACGUGGAAGCUGUUCGACUCCUGAUACAGUUUAAUGCUGACAUCAAUCACCGGUGCAAUCGGGGUUGGACCGCACUUCACGAGUCCAUGAUAAGAAACCACGUAGAGGCCAUCGAGCUUCUGCUCAGAGCCGGGGCCAAGGUUGAAGCGAAGAACGCCUACGGAAUCACUGCCUUAUUCGUCGCAGCGCAGAGCGGGCAAUUGAAUUCUUUACGCUUUCUCACACAGCACGGUGCCGACAUCAACACCCAAGCCAACGACAAUGCCUCGGCCUUGUACGAAGCCUGUAAGAACGAACAUGAGGAUGUGGUGGAGUUCCUCCUCUCACAAGGCGCUGACGCAAACAAAGGCAACAAAGACGGAUGGCUGCCCAUUCAUGUUGCGGCUCAGAAAGGCAAUUUGGAGAUUACCGCACUGUUGCUUCCGGUCACCAGCAGAGUGCGGGUUAAACGCAGUGGGAUUAAUCCCCUUCACCUCGCUGCUCAAUACAACCGUAACGAUAUCAUUGAAGACCUGAUUAAAGCUGGCUAUGAUGUGAAUGCCGCCUUGUCACCUGAGAGGUCCAGGCUUUUUGAAGACAAGCGUACCUCUGUGUUAUACUUCGCUGUGAUGAACAACAAUAUAGAUGCCAUAGAAAUGCUGCUGAAGGCUGGGGCAAGACCCAACUCCGAUAUCCUAACCCCCCUUCUGGUCGCCAUCCGCCACGGUUCCAUCAAAGCAAUCAAAAUGCUACUGGACCAUGGAGCCAACAUCAACGCCUAUGUUCCCACCCAUCCUACGUCUUUCCCAGCCACCAUCAUGUUUUGUAUGAAGUACCUCGGGCUGUUAAAGUGGCUGUUGGAUUUGGGCUGUGAUGCGGAGUCUUGUUUUAAGUGUGAAUACGGUAAUCUCCCACACCCAGAAGUGGAACAGAGGAGAACAGAUGAUUAUCAGCAGCAGCAAAAGACACCUAAAAUUGUACACUUUUGUGAAAUUAUUUCCACGGCGAAAAUCAGCAGAUUAGCUGGGCCGAUCAUUGAUGUACUGCUUGACUAUGUCGGCAACGUGCAGAUCUGCAGCAAACUGAAGGAACAUCUGGACAGCUACGAUGACUGGGCGGUUAUCAAAGCAAAAUCGGAGCCACCAAGACCCCUUGCUCACCUCUGCAGAGUUAAAAUCCGACAUGUUUUGGGAAAAGAUAGAAUUCAAUUCAUAGAAGUAUUACCUAUGCCCUGCAGGCUGCAGAGAUACUUACAGCACAAUUAUUCAAAUGAUUUUUAGUUAACUUAUGCAUUGAAUGAGAAAAUUAACCGCUGUCCAAUAAGGCAAAUAAUUGUGCAUUAACGGAGUGGACAAAAGGACCCUUUUCAAGAAACCUAAACGAGACUGCAAAUGUUUUAGGGUAUGCUGUGUGACUGUGCAACAAAAGCAAAGGAAAGCAAUAUUUUAUACAGAUAUUAAUCAUCAGUGAAUCAAGAAGAAAAUAUAUAUUUCUUGUGGUCAACACUUGAAGAACUAAACACGAAGGGCUGAAAAAUGAACCAGGCUGUUUGGAUAUAAUAGUGACCAGUAACUAAAUCUGUAAGUUAUAGAAUUGUAAACUUCAGUCGACUGCGUAUAUAGAAGAUUUAUAUAUACUAUAAAACUUUGAGACUGCAAUGUGGAGGACAUAAUGUUUGUCUAUUUUUUAAUGGAAAAUGCUUAGGAAACUGAUUGCCGUGCUCCACUGAGUCACAACAGGCCACGGAAAAGAUUGAGUAAGAAAUUUUAACAGGUUCUUAAGUAGAGCAAUAUUGGGCUCUAUUUUGCGCCUCGUUCGGAAUCGUGAUCAGUUAUUGGAUGUGGAUCGAGGAUGUGGAAUGUCGGUUUGGUUAACACAGCGAAGUAACACUUGGGGAAAGAUUAAUAAAAAUGUGAGUGUAUUCGAUACGCAGCAUUCCUUUUGUGUGCUAUUGGCCCCAAUGAAGCUCUGCUCUGGGAGGCUCCCCUGGGUGAGGAGCGCUAUAUAAAUGCAAGUUGUCGUUGCUGUUGCUCACGGCUAAGAUUUCAAGCCCGGGACUUUGAGUUCGUACUUUGAAAGAUAGUAGUCAGACUAGUCAUUUUUUGCAAUAAAUGAACCGUUCGUUAUUCACAUGGAUAGAAAACAUUUUGCAGCUGCAGCGAGAAACCUUUUCAAGCGUUUUUUUCACCUGUUUCAUUGACAUAAAGUGGAGGCGAGUGUUUUCGUUCCGGAUGAAUGAAAACGGCUCCUCCCUGUGGACAAUGACGGGACUGCACAGUCUUAUGGCUGUCACUGUUUGCGGCGGUAACCGCACCUUAAUUGCAUGUGGUGCUUUACUUUGAAAGAGGAGGGAAAACAAGGAAUUGCGUCAAAGUUGAGGUUAUACGGCGGCUACUGUCCCUUUCUUCAAAAGAAGACUACUAUUGAAACGACUCUUCCUCACCCCACGAAGCAAGUGAGUCAGCCCACAAUUUCCUAACAGCUUCCGAACAAAAAAAAACAAUUAACCGCCUUCCUCCGAACGAAGGAUGGAUUCAUUUUGUUUGCAGAAGUUUUGGUACUGAAGCUUCCUUUCACACUGUUAGAAAUAUGCAUUUUCCUCCGGUUCUUAUAACAGCGUAAAUAUACAUUACAGGGAUCGAACAAAGGGUGUGAAUGCAUAGUUUUGAUAUGUCUAUACUUAGCUAUCUAAGAAUCUCUCACUCUCUAUAGGCUGUUUUGUUCUCUUUCAACACUUUUUGAUCACAAAAUAACUCAACCUCAAAGUUAUUUGUGGUCAAAAUGUUGACGACACAAAAGAUCAGUGUUGAGAACGGCACAUGACAAUAUUCAGGGAUGUUUAGUGGAAAAUUACCUUUUUUUUGUGCAAUGGAAUGAUAUUUUUUACUUUACCUUUAGUAUCGGUUUUGUGAUUUUUCUGCCAGCAAUCUAAAUAAAAACAUGCAUUUGUACUGAG